UCAUGAGCGCGGAAGAAAGUGUAGUGAAGGUGGAGGAAGAGCAAGAGGACUCCUCUCCGCCGGAAAAUGGCUCACCACAGGGAUGUCCGAUGGCUAAGCGCAGGAGAGUGGAACAAGAUCCGAACGUUUCAGACCCACAAGAGGACGAUGCAGCGGCCGCAACGGCGGUGGCGGUGGCGAAUCUGCGAGAGUUUGAUGUGCUGGACGAGGUGCAGGGCGAUAACUCGGAUGAAGAUUCGGAAACUGGCGGUGGUGAAGAGAUGGAAGAAGGCAGCACGGAAGGAUCGGACGUUAACUACGAGGAUAUCGAAUCCAUGCUGGACGAGGGACUGCCGGAGGAGCUCCGCAAUGCCAACAAAAAGCAACCGUACGAGGAACGGUUCAAGCAGGUGCUGGACGAGAAGGGACGCAACCAUUUCGAGGUCCUUCCGGAGGGUUGGGUUCAGGCCACGCACAUGAGUGGCAUGCCGCUGUAUCUACACAAAGCGUCGCGAGUCUGUACCGCAUCCCGGCCAUACUUUCUCGGUCCGGGCAGUGUGCGGAAACACGAGAUACCACUGAGCGCCAUCCCUUGUCUGAACUACCGGAAGGCGCUGGAGAAGGAGGAUGAGCUGAAGAAGGAACUAGCGGCGGCGACGGCAGCACGAGCAGCGGCCACACUCACGAAUGGCGCGGAAAAUGGCGAAUCACAGGAAGAAGGAACGGCGGAGGAAGGUGACGGUGUUCCGAAGGAACAGAAAACGCUGCACAAUGCGCAGCUUAGCAAAAUGAUUGCAGGAGCUACGAGUGUGGCCGAAGCGCAAGCCAAUGCCAAACUGUUGCCCUUGAAGGUGAGCGCCAAGAUUGAAACCGUCACGGAAAACCUAAAAGCCCAAUCACUAUCGGCGGAUGCGGUCGUGGAGUAUUGCAAGCAGCUGUUUCACUUCAAAACGGUUCGCGUACUGCGGUUUAAAUCGUGGGCCGCAAGGCGUAAGUUUACCAAGCACCGGAAACACAUAAAGAACCUACAGCGACCGACGUUGCCCGAUGGAACCAAGCUUAUUACCUUCCCGAUGCUCAACAUGGAAGAUGAAGCGGGCAAUCCGCAUGCACGGCCUAAGAAAGAGUGGAUCAUGAACCCGAAUGGCAAGAGCUACGUUUGCAUACUCCACGAGUACGUGCAGCAUGCACUGCGUAAGCAACCGACGUACGAGUUUAAGGAACUGGAAAAUGCUGCCACACCGUACUCCGCCACGGUCACGAUCAACGAGCUCAAGUACGGGACCGGCUAUGGGACGAGUAAAAAACAGGCCAAAAGUGAGGCGGCACGAGAAACACUCGAAAUCCUAAUCCCCGAUAUGAAAGAUAAAAUCACGAGCAAAGAGGCCAAGACUUCUUCGAACGUGGGUACCUCGCAAGGCCAGCAGACAUCGGAUCUGCGUGAGUUGUCUGUAUUUGAUGAAAUCAAAAUCGAAGACCCACGAGUGGCCGAAUUUUGCGCUAAAACGACGGAACCAUCACCGCACGCCAUUCUGUUAACGUGCUUGCAGCGUAACUUUGGUCUCGGUGAGGUACACAUCAACUACGAGGUAAACACGAUGAAGCAUCGGAAGAACGAGUUCACGAUGACGGUCGGUAAACAUACGGCCACGGUGGUCUGCAAGAAUAAGCGUGACGGGAAACAACGAGCGUCGCAAGCCAUCUUGCAAAUCCUACAUCCGCACAUCAAAACCUGGGGCUCUCUGCUCCGCCUUUACGGUAACCGAUCGGUGAAAUCGUACAAGGAGAAAAAGCAGGAAGAGCAAGAGAUUACCGUGCUGCAGAGCAAGGCGGCCAUCAAUCAACCGAACUACGCCAUUCUCGAGAAGCUGAAACUGGAAAUGCUCAAGCUUUCCGAGGAUCAGCAAAACGUUCGCGUGAUUGGCAAGUUUGUGCCUCCGUCAGACGUGGAGCUACCGAGUGGCUCAGGUGCGAUUCUAAAGAAUGUUGAGCUUUAAUACGACGGCUCCGGUCGGUGACCAGUGAGCGAAAGUCUCCACGAGGGAGGAAUGUUUCUAGAACCUGUCUUCAUCAUGAAAAAAAUCUCGAAAAUAAGGAACCAAUCCCAUAUCCUUUUGUUGGUGUAGCGCUGGUUGUAGCGUAAAGUUAUUCUCUCCGGAGUACGCGUCUGUCACAGGAAUUAAGCUGGGUCUUAUAUAGGCUAUACGUUAUAGUAUUAGAGGACAACGAAACACACUAUCACUUUGUUUGUUAGAUUUUCUUAGCUAGAUUGCAUUUGUAUUAGGAUCGAACUGGUCAGUUCCAGCGCCAACGCCCCGAAAACCCAAAGCAGCAACCGAUGUAAUAUAGCAUAUUUUAGUUCAGUGGCCAUCUAGCUUAAUACCGCGCACCGUACCAUAAAUACCUCGGUUGUUCAUAAUGUAACAUGCAGACGAAAAAUAGGUAAAACCAUGUAAUCAGUGAGUAUACUAUAAUGCCCUUACGAAAUAGAUAAGAUAAAAGAAAACACACAACAUGCAACAAGCAAUUGUU
Messenger RNA from Anopheles darlingi, 2511 nucleotides. It is a transcript of the gene pasha, whose product is annotated as microprocessor complex subunit DGCR8. NCBI's taxonomy places the organism in Eukaryota, Metazoa, Arthropoda, Insecta, Diptera, Culicidae. Gene Ontology annotation, molecular function: heme binding; primary miRNA binding; double-stranded RNA binding. Bases 3 to 1976 code for a protein of 657 amino acids. The transcript has 3 exons. Gene Ontology annotation, biological process: primary miRNA processing. Gene Ontology annotation, cellular component: microprocessor complex. The record is from RefSeq and is a predicted model, not a curated record.